AAAGCCCAGCUGAAUUGAAGAGAAUAACAGAAUUAACUUUGCAAGCUAAUCUAUGAUACAGAUACAUGUUCCCUUAUCUCCACCCCCUCUUUAUCAGUGUCCUUUGUCAAGGUGAUUGACAUGGUGACUGUAUCCAACAUACAAAACCUCAACAGUCAACAAAAGGAGUUAUAAUAUGACGGGGAAACGCUGAAGGGUAACUCAACAACAGGUCUGAAGGAAUCAAGAGGCUACCUCGCAGUAAUUUGAGUGAAAGUUGUGUUUAUUUGCACGGUUGGUUGAAUUUGCGAUGAAGCGCUUGGAAGAGUUCCGUUGUCAUAACUGUAACAUGACAUUCCGGUCAUUUGGCCUUUUGGAUAAGCACCAGACCCGGUUCUGUAUUGGAAGUGAAAUAGGAGACCCAGUAAAGUUAAGGACAAGCCGUGUGGAACUGAGACAGCCAGAGAGAGCAGCUUUGAGGGGAGUUUCCCCUAAAAGGACACAAACACCUGAUCUUAUUUCUCUGAGAGAGCAGAGGAAUAAGCUGUUGAGGCAAAAGGACAGGCGAAAGAUUGACCCUCAGGACAGUAUGGCUGAGAGCCUGGUCAUCAACCAGCUCACUGAUGAGUUUCACAAGGUCAGGAUGUCAAUUGAAGAAAGCCUGUCCAGGAGACAUACAGAGAGGGUUAAUGGCAAGAGGCUUCGGGAGAUGUUUGAGCACCAUGGACAGAAACUGGCUGAGAUCAGAGCACAAAACGCUCGGUUGGAGCAGCAGAGGAAAGAAAUUGAACAGCAGCUGGCGGAGCUGUCUGGUCAUGGCAAAUCAUCAGUUCAUCUGGAGGACCUGCUGCAGGAGCUAAAAGAGCAAGAGGAGAAGAAUGAAGAGAUUCUGCACCAACUCAGCACUCAGAUCAAUGGCCUACAGGGGGCGAAAGAAGCUGAUGUUUCCUCAGACGUUUCCUCAGACAAGAAGACGCAACAUGUCACCUUUGACUUGAUCUCUGCGGAUGGCCCAUUCUCCAGCCAAAUACGAUCGUUGCGGCUAGUGUACAUGCAGUCAGGUGGCUCUGAUCCAGAGGUUCUGGCCCAAAUGCAUGACCUUCAGGCUGAAGCUUAUACCCUGGAGCAGGCCAAAGCUAGAGAUGAGCACAAGAUGAGGAAAAGACGAACAAAGACCUCUCAUCAUGCUAUGGACUCAGACCUUGUGGCAGUGCAACAUGACAACCAGAGGCUGGAGGAGGAGAUCCUCAGAUUGCAGUUGGUCAGGGAGAGACACAGAGGGGAAGAGGCAGGUUCAGCAUUCAGUUUGAUCCAGAGGCAUCAGAACCAUCAGCUGGCUAGCCUGCAGGCUGAGAUAUCCAACCUGAAGAGGGAGGUGGACAGAGGCAGGAAACGUGGCAGUCAUUCACCUCCAAUCUUCCCUGAAGACCCUCUCACGCAGACAUAUCCGACUCUGUCGCUGGAUUCUACUUUGAAGCAUUCCCUAUUGGACAAACAUGUUCCUAACCCUAUGGACAGCCUAGGUCCUGCUCCUUAUGACCCUGGGGCUGGAUUUGUGAUCUUCUAUGACAUGGUGAAGGGUGUGGAUGCCAGUUUUAGAGCAGUUUAUUUGGUAGCUCGACUCUACUCUGGAGGGCAGGAGAUGGGGUGGCCCACCCCUGUGCCAUCUGUCCAGUGCCAGCCUGCUGGGGCUUUGGCUUCUCCGUUGAACAGAAACUCUGGAAACUACUGCUUACUGGCUGUCAAACAGCCUGUGCCAAGGAUGCAGCCAUCUCCAGCCCUCUCUUUGGUGUUGGAGCUGCAGGCUGCUGGAGGUUUAGACUCAUCUGGACAGGAGACUAAUGGCUUCGUUCCCCAAGGCUGGACCAGGCUGCAGCUUUUUGACCAGCACAACCAGGUUCAGAGUGGAUUUUGGAGGGUUCCAGUUCGCUGUCUGCCUGUGAGGCCUUCUCUCAGUCUAGGCCAGCUCAACUCUGUUCCUCAGUUGGGCAACAUGGAGAUUUGCCUUCGUUUAGUAAAUGCUCGUGAUGGAGGUGCACAGUCUCUCGUCAAGAUCGAUCCUAACAGUACCAACCAUUACAAAUUCCCACCAAUGGUGAUAUCACACUCAACAAUGGUCUUGGAAGGCCAAGCCCCACAACUGCCAACACUUUCGUCUCAUCCUUUACUUUCAUCACAUCUCCAAACUGAUCAGAGAGGCAGUGAGGAUGAUGGAGACAAAGAUGGCAGACCUUAG
Molecule: messenger RNA, 2215 nt
Organism: Colossoma macropomum (tambaqui)
Lineage: Eukaryota; Metazoa; Chordata; Actinopteri; Characiformes; Serrasalmidae
Gene: ccdc17
Product: coiled-coil domain containing 17
Exons: 15
Coding region: 290-2215 (641 amino acids)
Source: RefSeq, a predicted model, not a curated record